This is a messenger RNA of Cantharellus anzutake, 639 nucleotides long. RefSeq lists its product as uncharacterized. The record is from RefSeq and is a predicted model, not a curated record. Bases 1 to 639 code for a protein of 212 amino acids. The transcript has 2 exons. Lineage: Eukaryota; Fungi; Basidiomycota; Agaricomycetes; Cantharellales; Hydnaceae.
AUGCCCUGGCCAGCACAUAUUGUCGCGAAAUCCUCUCGUCUACCAGACACGGAGACUAUCGAGAACAAAUUCUAUGGACUCUAUAAUGCCAUUCUCAACGAAUGUUUCCCUUCCACCCAGUUCACGAUCACACCUCAGUAUGCGACGUCAGGGGCUCAGGUGGGCGGUAUCGGCGCCAGCAAUUUUGCGAUCACUUAUGUCGUUGAGCCGCUGAAUCUGGACAGCCCCAUAUUUUUCAUCGAAAUUAAGCCUCCCACUCAUCUUGCUGCCAUAUCCGCUCGCAAGGACGCCGAAAAUCAGGUUCGAUCCCGGUUCGCACAACUCGCGCACCUCGUCCAAAUACCCAAGUUGUACGGAGUUAGCGCUAUAGGAAGACAACUUUCCUACUACACGUACGACAGGGCUGGUAGAACCGUUGAACCCGUUGCCAUAGCUGACUCUGCCACUGUCAUCGUGGACACUGCUCCCGUUGAGAGAUGGGACACGAAUAUCAUGGAGGAGGAGGGUCAUAAUAAGUUCGUGACGAUUGUGGAGGAGAUCAAGCAAAUAAAACGUUGUAAUAUUCUUUCGUCUCUUGAUCUGUCCGUGGCUCCAACGCCUAUCACCAGUAUUGUAGUUGGGAGGAUGUGGAUGUAUUAG